Aphanomyces invadans is the source of this 761-nucleotide messenger RNA. RefSeq lists its product as hypothetical. The record is from RefSeq and is a predicted model, not a curated record. The transcript has a single exon. NCBI's taxonomy places the organism in Eukaryota, Oomycota, Saprolegniomycetes, Saprolegniales, Verrucalvaceae. The coding region runs from base 46 to 690 and encodes 214 amino acids.
GCUUGGUGCUUCGGCGGUGGUGACAAAGCAUCAGGAAUCGUCGCCAUGCGCUUGUGGAGCGUUCUCUCCGGCGGUGGCGGCGGGUACUUCUCCGUGUACAUGGUCCUUGGCAUAGCGUUAAUUGCCAAAGCACUCCAAGAAUCAUGGCUUGCCGCGUUCCGACAGCAUGAAGCUCUCGUGGCCGCAGGGAAGUCGCGGCGGUUGGCCAAACUUCGCUUUGGGUUCUGGUCGCUCAUGUGGAAUCAUGUCAGUGCACGAUGGCUGUAUUGGGUACCAGGGCUUGCACUGCUUCUUAUAUGGCUGUGGACUCGUCAUGGGCCCACAUUUUGGUCCGACACCACGGACGACGUCGUGGACGUCACGGACAUGCCACCGUUAGAGCCCAUCGAUCUCGACCUGCCUCGAUCUUCAAAUCACGCGAAACCAUCGCCGGUUCCGUCGCCCAAGCCAAAGAAAGCCCCAUCUGUGCAGUCGAGUCGGCCUCACACCACAAAACAUCGCUCCAGUGAGCAGGUCCACGACGAAGCGUCCGUCCGGCGAAGAAAGAAGCGAUUCGAAGCAUUGCUGGCACACAAAGCAGAGUUCGAAACGCAGCCGCGACCACCCAAGCCGCAAGGCUGGCUUGUGUACGACCCGGUGCUGGGCAAGCUCGUCGUCGCCGCGACAGGCCAGCCAGCCCCCGACAAGUAACCAUGCAACAAGCACUUGUUCCUAUUCUUCGAACUCCUCCAUGGGUUCUUGAAAAGCAUCGCUGACCACGU